AUGCGCCUCUCAACCGCAACCACUGCCACCAUCCUGGCCAGCAGCGCCUGGCUCGCCUCCGCCGCCGACCUCACCUUCGUCAUCCCGCCCCACCCGGCCGCGCUGCCCGCCGGCGCGUCGUCGCUGCCGUCGUCGACGCACGCCACGCUGCACGCGCGCGGCGCCCCGCUCUCGGCGCCGCUGCGCCGCGACGGCACCUUCGUCUUCGCCGACGUCGCGCCGGGCAGCUACCUGCUCAGCGUGCACGGGCGGGACCACUUGUUCGAGAACUUGAGGGUGGAUGUGGAGGAGGCGGUGGAUUACGAGGGUAAGGAUGGGGAGGAGAAGAAGGGAGCAGCGGGCAAGAAGGUGGAGAAGGUGAGGGCGUGGCAGACGUUUCGGGGGAACGAGUGGGCGAAUCGCGGGGAGAAGAGGGGCGAGUCGUCGGCCAAGGGCGGCGAGAUGCUGGCGGAGGUGCGGGUGCUGGGGAGGAAGGAGUACUAUCAGGAGCGGUCCGGGUUCAGCCCGUUGGCGUUCUUGAAGAACCCGAUGAUCCUGAUGGGCGUGUUCAGUUUGGCGUUGAUUGUGGGCAUGCCGUAUCUGAUGGAUAACAUGGACGAAGAGACUCGUGCCGAGUUCGAGGAGAUGCAGAAGAGCAGCCCGCUUGCGCAGAACCCGGCAGCCCAGCUGCAGAACUUCGAUCUGGCGUCUUUCUUGGCCGGCAAGACGAACGACCAGCCGCAGCAAUCGUCACAGGGUGGUGGAAGCGGCUCCAAGAAGCGCGGCUAG
Messenger RNA from Lasiodiplodia theobromae, 768 nucleotides. RefSeq lists its product as uncharacterized. Gene Ontology annotation, cellular component: EMC complex. The record is from RefSeq and is a predicted model, not a curated record. The transcript is spliced from 2 exons. Bases 1 to 768 code for a protein of 255 amino acids. NCBI's taxonomy places the organism in Eukaryota, Fungi, Ascomycota, Dothideomycetes, Botryosphaeriales, Botryosphaeriaceae.